This is a messenger RNA of Onychostoma macrolepis, 4775 nucleotides long. RefSeq names its product solute carrier family 29 member 1b (gene slc29a1b). NCBI's taxonomy places the organism in Eukaryota, Metazoa, Chordata, Actinopteri, Cypriniformes, Cyprinidae. The record is from RefSeq and is a predicted model, not a curated record. Gene Ontology annotation, molecular function: nucleoside transmembrane transporter activity. Gene Ontology annotation, biological process: nucleoside transmembrane transport; uridine transmembrane transport. Gene Ontology annotation, cellular component: plasma membrane. The transcript is spliced from 14 exons. Bases 2215 to 3522 code for a protein of 435 amino acids.
GCUGUGACGAGACGGGAGUCUGGACGAUCAGCUGUGACGAGACGGGAGUCUGGACGAUCAGCUGUGACGAGACGGGAGUCUGGACGAUCAGCUGUGACGAGACGAGUCUGGACGAUCAGCUGUGACGAGACGAGAGUCUGGACGAUCAGCUGUGACGAGAAGGGAGUCUGGACAAACAGCUGUGACGAGAAGGGAGUCUGGACAAACAGCUGUGAUGUGACUUGAUUCAUGACGAUCAACUGUGACUUGGCUUGACUCAUGAAGAUCAGCUGUGACGGCCAUUUUGCGAUCGGGCUCCGCUGUUGCCGCCAUUUUGUGCUCGUGCUCUAGUGCGACUGCCAUUACAUGAGUGAGUGCAGUGUCGCAUUCCUCCGCGACACCCACAGUGAUCACUGAACUAAAAGUCAAUAAAGUAUAGUCCAUAAAAUCACUUCGAGACAAACGGGGACUUUCAAGGAUUAAUCGCGAUUUGAGCGGCUGGUUAAUGCCCUCACAAAAAACAAAUCUAUGAGCACACAGUCAGGCAAAUCAGAAUAAUUAGCGAUCUCUAAAUACUCUUGAAUAUAGCUCUCGAGUGAUCGAGUGUCCUGCUUGAGAGCUAACAGCAGUUUUGCGGUGUCCAUACCUGACCAGUGUCCAUUUGAAAAGCUGCUGGAUCCUUUGGUGGCCAAGUAUUCUGUUACACGGCGAACGAGACGUGAGACGUGCAGAUCCAUUUUCAAGCUUUAUUCCAAGAUGUGGUCAACAAACACAGGCAGGGUCAGAACAUCAGCAAACAGGUAUAACAUAGGCAAGACAAAGAGCAAUCCUAGGGCAAUCGUGGGUCUUUUAGCAGCAAACAAUAUCCAGAGGGCUUGAGAAGAGGGGUAGUCCAAAAACAUGAGCAAUAGUCCAAGCGAGGUACAAACAGAGUCCGAACGGCAAGGCAAAGGGAUAAUCCAAGAUACACAGGCGAGAAUACAAGACUAGAAACUAUGAAGACUAGACUAGACUAGACUAGACUACACACUAUGACUGGAAAUGGCUCCGUAAAGUGCUAUCACUAGGAGAGCGAUAAACGCAGACAAUACUCAGCCACUAGAGCAGGAUAUGAAUGUGUGUUAAGUAGAGUGUGUAAUAGCUCUCAGGUGAGCGUGUGAUUGGUGACAGCUGUGUGAUCAGUGCAAUGGAUGAUGGGAACUGUAGUCCAGAGUGACAUGUAAAAGUCUGUGUGGUGUGAGAAUCAAUGUAAAGAGAAGACGACAUCUAGUGGUGAGCAAUCGGAAGUGCAUGGACAGGAUUCGUGACAGUUAUAAAUGAUCACAUUAAUUUUCAUCUGUUUUGGGUCAUCUGUUUUGCAUUAUGAAAGUUGUAACAUUAUUUAUUCUUAUUAUCAUGAAUUGCUUUGCUACAUAAAUAAUGACAUUAUUUUCACCUUUGCUCCAUGUGAUUGUUAAGCUUAAAAUACUACACAUUUGUCAUGUUAAAAAUCAAGCAAAAAAAAUUAAAUAAAAAUAAUACUUGUCAAAACUAUUAUGGGUUUAUAAUUGCUAUUGUGGAUCAUUUCAUCAGAGUACAGCAAUCAUAAUAUUCCACAACAGCGCAGACAGAAUUAAAGUGUGAUUGUAACUGCAAUUAAUACUGUUAAUUUGGCAUAAAUGAUUAAUCAAUAUGAGUGAUAAUCACACCCCUUAUGGGUGGUUAAUGAUUCUCUAAACUAUCAGUCUGACAAACAGCAUUGCAUCACAGGCAGCAUCGUAUCGAUUUAUUAGCUUUGCUUUCCAAGUGAAUCUGUCCCUUUUCCUCAAUGUGACGUUCUGUGAUUUUUAAUGUCUUGAUCUAUCAGUCAUUUAGUAAAACUGUUCAAGACUUCACAACAGGCUGAUUCAAACAUCUCAUGUCUUAGUAAAUAACACUUUUACUGAAUUUCAACAAGUUCAAACUCUUUCUGUGGCUGUUCACUGUAACCAAACAGAUCGUGGCUGGUUGGCGUUAUCACACAGACAGCUAAUAUUUGACUUCUUUGAGACAGCAGGCAAAAAUCUGACAUCAUCGUGACAGAAAUAGGCAUGUACCCAUACAAAACAUUGCGUAAUAGUGAUUGCACUUUUAGAGAGAGCAGACGCCUCAGGAACUACUGCUGGAGUUAGUGAAUGAAGUUUCUCAACAGCUCAGUAAAGGUUUCUUCACUUGUUUGUAUGUGCUUGAACAUUAAAAUCGGUGAAUCUCACAGAUAUGGACCCUCAGGUGCCCAAAGACAAAUAUAAUGGCGUGUGGUUGGUUUUCUUCAUGCUGGGGUUGGGAACACUGCUGCCGUGGAAUUUCUUCAUGACAGCCACUGUGUAUUUCACCAGUCGUCUGGCAGAUCCUUUAAGUGGAGCGAAUUUCUCGGUCAACGCGACUGAAGAAGACUCGCGGAGCGUCUUACAGGCCAAGUUUAAUAAUGUGAUGACGCUGUGUGCGAUGGUUCCUCUGCUGGUCUUCACCUGCCUCAACUCAGUGCUUCACCAGAGAAUCCCUCAGAAGAUCCGGAUCGCAGGGAGUCUGAUGGCCAUUCUGGUGGUGUUUCUGCUCACCGCCAUUCUGGUGAAAGUAGAUUUGGAGCCGCUGCCGUUCUUCAUCAUCACCAUGAUCAAAAUCAUCUGCAUUAACUCGUUCGGAGCGGUUCUUCAGGGAAGUCUGUUUGGGAUGGCCGGACUCCUGCCAGCAUCCUACACGACACCCAUCAUGAGCGGACAGGGACUCGCAGGAACCUUUGCUGCUUUUUCCAUGAUCUGUGCCAUCGCCAGUGGUUCUGCUAUGCAUGACAGUGCGUUUGGAUACUUCAUCACAGCGUGUGUCGUUAUCUCCCUUGCAAUCGCAUCGUAUGCUCUACUUCCUAGACUGGCGUUUUUUCAGUACUAUCAGGAGAGUCAGCAGAGCAAACCAGCUGAGGAUGAGGAGAACAAGAUGGAUCUGCUGAAGAAAGAUGAGCGGCAGAAGAGCGAUGGAGACGACGACAAACAAACACCGUCCAUACUGGCCAUCUUUAAGAAGAUCUGGGUUAUGGCGUUCUCUGUGUGUUUCGCCUUCACCAUCACCAUCGGCACGUUUCCCGCCGUCACUGUGGACAUUAAAUCUACUAUCGCUGAUGGUGGAAAGUGGGAGCUGUAUUUCAUCCCAGUGUCUUGUUUCCUGUUAUUUAAUGUGUUUGAUUGGCUUGGUCGCAGUCUGACGGCAGUCUGUAUGUGGCCUGGUGAAGACAGUAAGCUGCUGCCGGGUCUGUUAGUGGCCCGUGUGAUUUUCGUCCCGCUCUUCAUGCUUUGUAACGUCCAGCCUCGCUUCAAUCUGCCCGUCUACUUCUCACACGACGGCUGGUUCAUCGCCUUCAUGAUCCUCUUUGCCUUUUCUAACGGAUAUCUGGCCAGCCUGUGCAUGUGCUUCGGACCCAAGAAGGUGGAUGCGAGCGAGGCGGAGACAGCUGGAACGAUCAUGGCCUUCUUCCUGUCUCUCGGUCUGGCUCUCGGAGCGUCUCUGUCGUUUCUGUUUCGAGCGCUCGUCUGAGGUCUCGGUGGACACACACUCAGUGUUCUGUACAGAGAUGAGACCGAAUGAGCCUUACAGUCAUAUGAAGGUCCGGAGCGGCCCUCCAUACAGGACAAACUCAAAACAUCAGAGUCACUUCGACAUCAAGACCUGAUCCUGAGCCGAAAGUACACAGACUCACUGAUGCUGGAUGCUUUAAACCUUAUAUAUUUUAUUGUAUUGCUCUUAAUGUAAAGGACUUACCGCCUACACUACUGUUCAAAAGUUUGGGGGCAGUAAGAUUUAGUUUUUUAAAAGAAUUUAAUACUUUUAUUCAGCAAGGGUGCAUUAACUCCAUCAAAAGUGACAGAAAUCUUUCGUAUCAUUAUAAAUGAAUUGACUAUUUCAAAUAAAUGCUGUUCUUUUAAACUUUCUAUUCAUCAAAUAAUCCUGAAACAUAAAAUGCAUCACGGUUUCCACAAAACAACUGUUUUCAACAUUGAUAAUAAUCAGAAAUGUUUCUUUAGCAGUAAAUCAGCAUAUUAGAAUGAUUUCUGAAGAUCAUGUGACACUGAAGACUGGAGUAAUGAUGCUGAAAAUUCAGCUGAGCAUCACAGGAGUAAAUUACAUUUUUACUAUAUAUUCACAUAGAAAACAGCUAUUUUAAAUUGGAAUAUUUCAUUGUUUUUACAGUAUUUUGAUCAAAUAAAUGCAGCCUUGUUGAGCAGAAGAGACUUCUUUCAAAAAACAUUAACAAAUCUUGCUGACCCAAAACAUUUGCAUGGUAGUGUAUAAGUCGUACAACCAUUAUUAUUGUUUAAGAAAAACUUGUUUUAACAUAUUUUGAAUUUCACCCAAAUAGUUCACCCAAAAUCAUCAUUUACUCAGAAUGGCAGUGUUUGGAUGUGAACUAUUUCUUCAGUUGAUUGAUUGUGAGUUUUUAUCAUAGCUUCCUUAAAGAUAUAUUUUCACGAGAGCACAGAACAGCAUGUUAUUUGUAUAAUAUGCAAACCUCUUUCAUUUUAUAGAAGUUUAUCUAAAGUAAAUAUUGUAUUAUAGUCUUUUUAAUAACCAGGUAGACAACCAUAGCGCUUUAUAUGAAGGUGACGUGCAUUAUGAUGUUAUAUUUAACUUAUAUAUAAACAUCAACGUGAAGUUAACCGCAACGAACAAACCCACUCUACCUCGUACCAUAUUGAACAACUUUUUUUUCCCUCAACACUACACUACAAGACACCAAAAUGCCAAGUAUUAUAUGCUUUGUUAUUAAUAAAAAACUGUUUAUUUCUGCA